AUGUCCGACGGGAGGCGAGGGGCCAAUGGGAGAAAAAUCGCUAAAUUUCGGGACGGCGGCACCCCAGUCCACAACCACCACCCGUCGCCUCCGACCUCACCCUGCGCCGCCCACGUCGUCGUCCGAUCCCGCCACCUGUCGCCGGUCGCCGUCCUUACCCCACCCGCCGUCGUUGCCUUCCGUCAACCACCUGUCGUCCGCCACAAAAUCCUCUGCCGCCGAGCAAGAGAUGCUCUCGAAGACGACGAAGACGUGGCCACCGAUGAACACUUGUUGCAGCGGCGUGCGGCCGCUGGCGUUGUGGUCGCCGGCGAGCUCGGCCAUCCGGGCGAUGAGGUGGUUGUUGAAAUUGAGGUGGUCGAUGAUGGUGGCGUUGUGACGGCGACCGACGAAUGUCCCCCGGUGGCCGCUGGAUGA
This is a messenger RNA of Striga asiatica, 417 nucleotides long. The record is from the annotation of a GenBank genome assembly. NCBI's taxonomy places the organism in Eukaryota, Viridiplantae, Streptophyta, Magnoliopsida, Lamiales, Orobanchaceae.